UUUCUGUGAUUUAGUUAUUAACACAUCAUUAGUUUUAUUGUUUUUCCUACAAUUUCCAAUUCUCCUGAAUCUGAAACGUGUCCUUUGGUGAUUUAUUGUCUUGGAGAAAUUUCAAUUUUCUUCUAUUCUUUUUUCCAUGUUUAUGGUCUUCAUCUUCUGGUAUCUUCUUUGAGUCACUUUAUCGUUUUCUUUUGGUAUUUUUUUGCUUUGAGAAACAAUUAUGAUCAUUGUUGGUGGUUUAAUUGUUGUUUUUAUAUUACUAGGUAUUCUUGUGACAUUUGUUAAAUUAUUGUCAACUGGUAGACCAAAGGUUUUUGUCCAUGAGAAUGAAAGAUUUUUCUAUGAUCCAGUGUUGAAGGAUCGGUUUCCAUUUCCUCAGUUACUAAGUGAUGGAGAUGAUGAUGAUGAUGAUGGUGCCAAAUGUGAGAAAUAUUUAUCUGUGAUCAUUCCUGCUUAUAAUGAGGAAUCUCGUUUACCUGUUAUGUUGGAUGAAACUCUUGAUUAUCUGGAAAAAAGAUGCCAUGAAUCAAGUGAAUCGAAAAAUGUUGACCAAUCAAAUCUGGAUAAAACUAGUUCAUCAUCUUUGGAACCACCAAGAGGUGAACAGUUUACCUAUGAGAUAAUUAUUGUUGAUGAUGGUUCUCUUGAUAAAACUACAAAUGUUGCUCUUAAAUAUUCACUAAAAUAUGGAACUGAUAAGGUUCGAGUUCUCAAGGCGUGUAAAAAUCGUGGUAAGGGUGGAGCUGUUCGUUUGGGUGUUCUAUCUGCCAGAGGGAAGUUAAUUCUAUUCGCUGAUGCUGAUGGAGCAACUAAAUUUGCGGAUAUCGAAAAGUUGGAAAAUUAUCUGUACCAGUCAACUGACAAUGAGAAAGAUUUAAUGAAUUCCAUUGCAAUUGGAUCAAGAGCUCAUUUGGAGAAGGAAUCAAUGGCCACCAGAUCCAUUUUUAGAACAAUUUUGAUGCUUGGUUUCCAUUUUGUUGUCUGGUUUUUUACUGUUCGAUCCAUCGAAGAUACUCAAUGUGGCUUUAAAAUGUUCGGACGAAAUGUGGCCCGUGUUCUUUUCAACCAUAUGCACGUUGAGAAAUGGGCCUUUGAUGUUGAGCUUUUAUUUCUCGCCGAAAGAAUCAAGUGUAACAUCGGUGAAUCAGCAGUUAAUUGGACGGAAAUCGAUGGAUCCAAAAUUGUUCCCGUUUUUAGUUGGAUUCAAAUGGGAAUCGAUGUAAUUAGUAUUUCUUUGAUGUACACAAUCGGCGCUUGGACAUUCCCGUUGAGAAAAGACAAAAAUAUUUAGACGAAAACAAAGAAACUUUUUUUUUAGAAAAGAAAAGAAAUUUACUUUUUUACUAAGUGACAAUCGGGACAAUUAAGAAACAAUUAUUCAACUUUAAUAAUAUAUUUAAGUGUUGAUUUUCUUGUUAAAAUUUACCCUAAUCAGUUGUACGAUUUAUGGGUAUCGAUCAUCAAUAUUGAGAGUCAAACAAUCAAUCGCCUUGGAUAAUUUCUUACUUGCUGUUCACAUGUUCCUUAAUUGUCUAAAUUAACUAUUCUUCAAAAAGAAGAAGGAAAAAAUUUCAAUUUUGUUAAUUAUAUUCAAUAAUUUCACCUAAUGUCUCUCAGAAUAUUUCUCUCUCUACAAUCUACCAAAGUUUUUUUUCUAUUCUGUAAAACAAUUAAGUGUAACAAAUGAUUAAAUCAUGAUUUCAAUUGAAAA
Panonychus citri (citrus red mite) is the source of this 1711-nucleotide messenger RNA. Its product is annotated as dolichyl-phosphate beta-glucosyltransferase-like. Gene Ontology annotation, cellular component: endoplasmic reticulum membrane. The record is from RefSeq and is a predicted model, not a curated record. Bases 221 to 1291 code for a protein of 356 amino acids. The transcript has a single exon. NCBI's taxonomy places the organism in Eukaryota, Metazoa, Arthropoda, Arachnida, Trombidiformes, Tetranychidae.